AUGCAGGCAUACCACUCGCAAUGCAGAUACCUGCACGCCGAAUAUCGCGAUACAUCCACUUGGUUGGUCUCCCACUCCUCCAACGUCCACGACUUGGCUGGUCGAAAGACAUACGUCCGCAUAGCCCCCCACGAGUUUGGAAUAGCUAACAUCCAAGUCUAUCGCACCAUCCACCGCAUAGGUUCCGACUUCAACGAAAGCCCAUGGUACCAGAAGCAAGUGCCUCCCCAAUACACUGACGAGACAUGCGGCGUUCUCGGCAUCUUCAACAACAAAACUACCUGCCGACGCCGUCGACUCUUCGAGGCCGGCGGCACCAGGAAUAUUGUUGCAGAGUGGAAGCCGCAGGUUACUGAGCUGGCUGACCUCACCGUGCAGCGCAUCAAAGCCGAUCUGGAAGCCGGCCAGGGCGAUGUCAUGAAAUGGUGGAUGUUCCUGGCCUCAGAUGUUACGGGGGGCUUUGCGUUCGGCGGGCCCUUUCGAAAUCUAAAGAAUGGCACCAAGAGCGGCUUGGUGCAGGAUAUCAAGGCUGCAAUGCCGAUUAUCGGUGUGCACACAGAACUGCCCUGGCUGAAGCCCCGUUCUAGACAAUAUUCCUACUUGGGGCGGGAUUACGUGGAGUGUGCGACUUGAUCGCUUCGUCGACUAUGGAUGGGAUGCUGUGCGAGCGACCGGUGCUUCACUUCCGUGAGUGCCCGCGCGUUACACUGCACCCGAGCACGGCCGAGGCGAUUAUGAAGAUGAUGGAUACAUUUGCGAUUAAGCCUACGGAGGACAAAUGUCUUGUUGUACCCGAGUGAGUGGCAGGUAAGCUGUCCAAAGAUGGGGACGCCGUUGGCUUGCCACGCUGGGCG
Paraphaeosphaeria sporulosa is the source of this 854-nucleotide messenger RNA. RefSeq lists its product as uncharacterized. Lineage: Eukaryota; Fungi; Ascomycota; Dothideomycetes; Pleosporales; Didymosphaeriaceae. The transcript has a single exon. The record is from RefSeq and is a predicted model, not a curated record. Bases 1 to 633 code for a protein of 210 amino acids. Gene Ontology annotation, molecular function: iron ion binding; heme binding; monooxygenase activity.